Molecule: messenger RNA, 1611 nt
Organism: Fonsecaea erecta
Lineage: Eukaryota; Fungi; Ascomycota; Eurotiomycetes; Chaetothyriales; Herpotrichiellaceae
Exons: 2
Coding region: 1-1611 (536 amino acids)
Biological process (GO): mitotic spindle organization
Cellular component (GO): dynactin complex; cytoplasm
Source: RefSeq, a predicted model, not a curated record
AUGUCUGUCAGCAAGAAGUACGCUGGCUUGCCAGAUCUGGACGCUGCCCCCGAGGUAUAUGAAACGCCAGAACUAGCAGACGACGUCUCCACGCUGCCAACAGGGACAGUGCGCACGGUCUCACCCUCUCCUUCCGACGACGACGAAUCCCGUCCUGGGCUUGAUCGCCAACCCAUCGACCGGGACGGUGCACGGCGGAGGUUUGAACCUUCCGUCGUGGACGCCCGGGAUGUCGACUUCUCAGACUCGGUGGCCGGCACGAGACGCGCAUAUCGAACUCGCAGUGCUCGACGGAGGAGACGGUGGCUCCAAGGAAACGGCAUUGAGGAGGGUGGUGAUCUCAGUGACAGUGAGGAGGAGACGCUGGCCACAAAACUGGCCAGACUGAAGAGAGAGGCGGAGGAGGUCAGGUUAGAACUGGAGCGGAGGGAGAGAGAAAAAGAGCAAGAGAAGGACGAGGAUGGGGAGUUUAAGGAUAGUCUGGAGGAGCAGCAGCAGCAACAACAACAACAACAGCACCAAGGAACUGGCGGUGCCGGUGUUGGUGCUGAGCACGACGACGUGGAUGUGGAUGGUGUCCGGGAACUCAGUCGACUGCUGGACGGGUUGAGCAUGAAGGCCAAACUGAAGACCGGCACUUCAGCGGAGGACGAAUUCCUGUCGAAAUUAAGCUCGAGUUCACUGCACGGCCAGCGACAUCCGCAGAAAGACACCAGCACAGUGUCGUCGAAUGCAGCAGCAACACCAACGGCAGCACCGACGACUCUCUCGUCUGUGGCCGCUUUCUCCGAUCGGCUCACCGCGCUGGAAUCCGCCCUGGGCGUCUCCUCGAUAAGUGCAGCGUCUCAGACUGGCGCCAUCCUACCGACGCUGGCGAGCCUAUCCACACAAGUCACCACCCUAUCCGCCACACUCGCACCACAAUCAACCAUGUCAGGAGAGACCUUGUCCACGUCUGCAUCGCACACCAACACGGCCCUCCUGGAUACCGUCUCUGCCAAACUCAAGACUCUGAUCGCCGAGUCCGACCGCCUGGCCGCCUCCCGCAAACAAGCCCUCGCCUCGCUCGCUGACCUGCACGACAAACGGAUGCAACAACUCGUCUCGACGACCGUGCACUCCAACACCCGCCCGCGCCUUCGAGGCCUGUCGACCACGAGUAGUGCUGCCGCCGCCGUCAUCAGCGCGCACGCCAACGAAAACAAACAAGGAGAAAUUACCGCCGCCGCCGCCGGCCCCGGGGAGGAAUCCCUGCAGAUCCAGAGCAAGCUGUUCCUGGACGAGCAAUCCUCCAAAAUCACCGCGCUGUACAACGUGCUCCCCACCAUUCAGAACCUGCAGCCCCUGCUGCCGGUCGUGCUGGAGCGGCUCCGGACGCUGAGCGUGAUUCACAACGGCGCCGCCCAGGCCAAGGGCCUAGUGGACGAGCUGGAACGCCGCCAGGGGCAGACGCGGGAGGAGAUUGCCCAGUGGCGGGCGGCCGUCGAGGCGGUGGAGAAGGGCAUGGGCGACUUGGAGGCGGUCAUGAAGGAGAACGUCGACGUUCUCGGGGGCAGAGUGCGCGAGAUGGAGGCGCGGAUUGAUCGCUUAGAGGGCCCCGGCGCCAGGUGA